ACCUGAGUGACUGGGGCGCCAUUUUGCGCUGCCGCCACCGGAGGACAGUUGGCGGUUUGGGCGCGUUGCCGGAAGGGAGGUUGACCUCGCUGCUUCUCCUCAUCCAAAUUCCCGCUGGUCGACCCGUGGUGGUAUCAACGUGCAGACAUGAGCGACGUGGAGGAAAACAACUUCGAGGGGAGGGAGACACGCUCCCAGUCAAAAUCCCCAGCUGGGAGCCCUGCUCGUGUAAAAUCUGAGAGCAGGUCAGGAUCUCAUAGCCCAUCAAGAGCUUCUAAGCAUUCUGAAUCACGAUCUCGAUCAAGAUCAAAAUCCAGGUCUAGAUCAAGAAGGCAUUCUCACAGGCGCUACUCUCGCUCACGAUCCCAUUCUCAUAGAAGAAGAUCACGAAGCCGGUCCUACACCCCAGAGUAUCGUCGCAGAAGGAGCCGCAGUCACUCACCAAUGUCUAACCGAAGAAGGCACACUGGUAGCAGAGCUAAUCCAGAUCCUAAUACAUGUCUUGGAGUGUUUGGUCUCAGUUUGUAUACCACUGAGAGGGAUCUUCGUGAAGUCUUCUCCCGUUAUGGACCUUUAUCUGGUGUCAAUGUAGUUUACGAUCAAAGGACUGGGCGAUCACGAGGAUUUGCUUUUGUUUACUUUGAAAGAAUAGAUGAUUCUAAAGAGGCAAUGGAACAUGCAAAUGGAAUGGAACUGGAUGGCAGGAGGAUCCGUGUGGAUUACUCCAUCACAAAGAGAGCGCACACCCCCACUCCAGGCAUUUACAUGGGCAGGCCAACACACAGUGGAGGAGGUGGUGGAGGAGGAGGAGGAGGAGGUGGUGGUGGAGGAGGAGGAGCUGGCCGUCGACGUGAUUCCUACUAUGACAGAGGGUAUGACAGAGGAUAUGACAGAUAUGAAGAGUAUGAUUAUCGCUAUAGGAGGCGAUCUCCUUCUCCUUAUUAUAGCCGUUACAGAUCACGAUCAAGAUCUCGUUCCUACAGUCCAAGGCGCUAUUGAAGAACAGAAGCCAGUUACAUUUGCAAACAUGAUUUUUAAGCAGCAACUUCUGACCUAGCUUUUCCUGUAGGUCCCCUGCAGUUAUUCUAAGAUUAAAGAUCCGUGGUUCAUUUAGAAUAUAUGUAUUUUCAAUUGAAAUACCAGUUUCCCAUCUUUUAUUGUAAUUCUCCAAGUGUAAUUGUUGUAGCUUUAUGUACGUAAAUGUCUUUAAGUAAACUGAAAUAGGAUUCCCAAAGUGUUGAUACAUUUUGUAAAUUGUUUUCUUUAUUUUUAAAGUCAAAUAGAUUUCUCCUUGAACCUAAUGGAGAGCAACAAAAGAAUUGGUUUGUGUUAAAACUUGCACGGUGUAUUUCAGUAGAAACCUACUAUUUGAUUUCUAUCUGCCUGUUUUGGGAAAAUGUUGAUCUGUAUCUUCAGUUACACUUCAGUAUGUAUCCCUGAACCUGAGUUUAUAGUUCUCAAUGUAGUAAGUAAACAUUACUGGAAGGAAUGCUGUGGGAAAGCUAAUUCUAUACUGCAAAUUACAGCUUGGAAUGUGUUCGAUAAAAUCAUUUGAUGACGAUAUGGGUGGCACAUGAAGUUAUUUGGUUAAAAUAUAUGAAACCAAGCUAUCUUUAAAUUAUCCUUUUAUCUGUUUGCAGCCCCACUGUCAAGACACAGGUGUAAGCCUUACCCUUUUUUUGGCAUGCAAGUAUAUUUGUUGUUUACAGUAAUUCUGUAUGAUUUUGAAAUGGUGGUUAAGCAGGUUCUCUUUAGUAGUAGUAUGGUUUGAGAAAUUAUUACUGUAGACUUUUCUUCUUAAAAUAAAUUUUAAAUUCUA
Sphaerodactylus townsendi is the source of this 1819-nucleotide messenger RNA. RefSeq names its product transformer 2 alpha homolog (gene TRA2A). Bases 148 to 999 code for a protein of 283 amino acids. The transcript is spliced from 8 exons. Gene Ontology annotation, biological process: positive regulation of mRNA splicing, via spliceosome. The record is from RefSeq and is a predicted model, not a curated record. Gene Ontology annotation, cellular component: spliceosomal complex. NCBI's taxonomy places the organism in Eukaryota, Metazoa, Chordata, Lepidosauria, Squamata, Sphaerodactylidae. Gene Ontology annotation, molecular function: RNA binding.